CGCAGGCGGCAGCGCCAUGGUGGAGAAGUCGGAUCGAGCACCACUGCUGGACUGGGAGGAGAUCCCACCGUCAGAUCCGAACCAGGCGGCUCCGCCACCACCUCUGGCCGCGGACACUGUGGUUGGUACCACUGCCGUCACCAGCAGCACCUGCAGUCCGUGCAGGAAUGUAACAGCUGAUGUUGGCAGCGGAGUCGGAAGCUCGGCCCGUCCCUGGACAGACCUCCGUGGACAGGGCUGGACUCGGCCGGAGGCUGUGGGGAUAGACCGUCACGUUCCUUACCACGGCAGCCUGUCAGCGAGAGAUCAGUGGGCAGAAAAAGAUCAGAUUGUGGCUGUGUUUGUAGUUACCUUUGACCCGAGAUCAGGGAACAUAAUAGAGUGGUGCCUGCCUCAUGACAUCAAUCUUGAUGGAGUUGAAUUCAAGUCAAUGGCCAGUGGUUCCCAUCGGGUCACCAGUGACUUCAUAUAUUUCCGUAAAGGCCCUUUCUUUGGCUUAGCCUGUUUUGCUAACAUGCCUGUGGAGAGUGAACUGGAGCGAGGGGCGAGGAUGAAGUCUGUGGGAAUUCUCUCUCCGUCAUACACACUGCUUUACCGCUACAUGCACUUCCUGGAGAACCAAGUCAGGCACCAGUUACAGUGUCCAGGUCAAUAUUCUCCACUGGAGGCCUUCUAUGAGGACAAAAAGGCUGUCCUUCAACCUUCAGGGAAUAGCGUGGUCUCUGCCUGCCCCACCUGGAGCGUUACCAACAUUAACCGCUGCAUGCAUCCAGAAAUGAAGAUCACCCACCCAGCUGGCUGCAUGUCACAGUUCAUCCAGUUUUUCGGGGAACAGAUUAUGGUUCUGUGGAAGUUUGCCUUGCUGAGGAAACGCCUUCUAAUCUUCUCCCCUCCACCUGUAGGUGUGGUCUGCUACAGAGUGUACUGCUGUUGCUGCCUGGCCAACGUGUCUCUGCCUGGAAUCGGUUCCUCUGUGCCCGAGUUACGACCUUUCUUCUACAUCAACGUAGCAGACAUUAAUGUCCUGGCAACAGAAGUGUCAUAUAUAGCCUGUACUACAGAGAAGAUCUUUGAGGAGAAGAAGGAUUUGUACGAUGUCUACAUUGACAACCAGAAUGUGAAAACACACAGGAGCCAUUUGCAGUCAAUGCUGCGUCUCAAUGCAGCUGAUAAGGAAAGGUACAGGAAACUGACGGAACAAAGACAAUUGCUGCUGUACUCUCAGGAGGUGGAUGGAGACUGCACAUCAAGUGAAGAGGAUCUCUUCAAUUUGUUCUUCAUGGAGCUAAACAACCACAUCUUCCAGACUUUGUCUGAGAUAGCUGGUAGUGCUGAACCCACCCUCACCACUGACCACGUGAGAGCCAUGGGGCUGGAUCCCCAGGCUGACCGCUCCUUCCUGGUCAACCUGCUGGAUGUGUAUGGUUUUAACAUCACCAUGGUCAUUGACAACUUGUGUUGCACCUGAGCCCCUUCUGUCCCCCUCUCUCUGUCUGGGAAGGUCCACAUGCCACCGGAGUCCACGUGCCUUUAAGGCCUUGACACACCAAAACACUGAAGACACUGCCUCCGCUCUCAGACCUCGCCUGUUAUCUGCUGUCCCCUUCUGGGUGUGCAUUUCUACUCUGUUGGUCCAUCUGACCUGUGGAGGUCUUUUUCCAUCCAUUGUGGAUAAGGAGGAAACUCAACACUGUUGUAUCCUGGCGUAUAAACUCCUGCUGAGCAGAUAUGACGCUUGGAUCAGACCAGCCCUGUGACUGUACGCAUCCUACAUCACUCUGUACGCGGUCUGUCAGAUAAUGCUGAUUUGUCUUUCUUUCUGCUUAUCUGACUUGGAUUUCCACUUAAAUUGUCAGAGUACAUAAGACACACCGAAUGUAAAGGUUGUUGAUUAGGUGCAAAGAGAUGUUUAAAUAAUUUGGAAAGGAUUUUAAUCAUUGAAAUCUGUUUUGGCAUUUGAAUUGGCUAUUGUUAAAAAAGUGUAGGCUGCACUCAACCUCCCUUAUGUAAUCAGAAGAAGGUGUUCAAAAAUAAUUGUCACGCUUCAAUAUGUCUGCUAUUAGAAAUAGAGUUUUCUGCCCUUAAAAAGCUAAAAUUAAUGUUAUGAAUCUGGCCAAGUGGUAACCAUUAAAUGUACAUUAAUCCUCUCACUGAGAUUCUAUCUUCUCUUACACGUCAAAGGCUAUGAGGAGAAUAACGCUGCGUUUCCUAUGCCUCAUAAUAUUGAGGAAAAAUUCCAUUAUAUCUGUUAAAACCAGAGUUGAUGCAUUCCAGUUGCUAUAGUCAGAAAACACCUCUAUGAAAGCAAUAGUGUUUUGCAGUUGUUUGCUACAAUUAUUGCCAGCUAUAAAACUAUAAAACUAUAAAGCUAUAAAGUAUGAACCUCAAGAUAAAAGAUGAAACAAAACAGAAAUAACCAUGGUUUGAAUAAUAGGCAGUGAUUCCGGCUUUGGAAUCAGCCUUCUCUGAGCUGAAAGGUGUACUGUAGAAAUACCACGUCAUGACGUCUGCCUUUUGUCAUUCAUGGCAGAUACCACUUAGAAACAUGUAAAUGGACACACAGCAAAAAAGUGUUUUAAAAACCCUGUUCAAUUCAGUGUACUUUAAGCACAUGUUGCUGUUAUAGUGUAUCUGUUGCAUUGCAGUUUAGGUGUAGGUAAAAGCUGACUUCACUGAUACUGUAUAGUGCUCCUGUAGGCCAAUGUCUUAUCUGUUGUAAUGGUAAGUGAACAUAACUGUAAUAACUUUAACCAGUGGUUCUUGAAGUUUUUCUGCAGCGCCCCCUUUUGUGGGUAGAACUAAUGUCAAACAUCUGCUGUUUUUUAUUGAACAUUUAAUAAAAUUACAAAUCAGUAAUUUUCCCACCGUGGGACAUUUAAAGAAAAGCGUUUUCCCUGCUGCACCUCUCUGCAAUAGGUGCUACCUAAGGGGGACCUGCCCCGUACUUUGAGAACCACUGACUUGACUCAAUAACAUAGUGUUUAAAGCUAUGUUUACUACCUAAUGCCUGAGCCAGCAGAGGUUGUGUGGAGGGUGAAAAAGUUUUUUGCGAUUGUGAACGUGUCGUUUGUUGUAACACUGUAUACAGUUCCCAGAGGCUGAAUUAUUAUUUCUCUCAUCAGAUCCUGUUAAAGAGAGUGUCUGUAGUUGAUAGUUUACUUAUUGGACAGCUAUAAACGAUCCGCUCCACUCCACUCGCUCGUGUCUUAGACAAAGAAUCCUUUGUUGUUUUAGAUCAGCUAAUGCCACAUUUGGAGCAGGGUUGGAGUUUUUAACUCCUCCUCUGCAGUAAAUGUCACAGGAAGAGCCCCGGUGUGUUUUAACUGAAGCUCUGCCUCCUUUUAUUACAGUCCCACUCAGUGUAUCCUGUGGAGAUGGUCCAACACUGUUUUUUUAAUAGUUUGUGUUGAAGUUUGUCAUGUUGCCUAUCAAAGUGAUUAUUUGUUCCAUAUUGGAACAACAAAGCCUCGAGUUAUUUUUUUAUUAUUGGUCCCCCAAUGACCAGGUAUUUUUUAAUUAUAAAUAUGUCCUCAUCACCAUCGUCCUUGUCCUCAGUACUGUGUGCGUUGAGUAAAUUCCAAAUCUUAUUAUGGUCAUUUCAUAACUGUCCUCCAGGAUCCCUAAGGAUCAGAUAUGAAAUAAGUGUGUUUACAGUAUGGUGGAACUGCAAGGUUUUAUUGUAAUUUGAAAUGGGACCUCAAGAAAAUGUGAGUUUUCUCUCCUAGUAAUUUGAGACAGCAAUCACUCAUUGCUGUUUGUACAACUGCGUUAUUUGCUAAAAGAUUAGGCUUAAGCACAGCUGUGUGACCUUAGUGUCACUGCUUGUUAGAAGACCUGUGUUUGCGCCUCUGACACUGUGUGUACUUUUUAGGUGUAUGUUAAAUGUAAUGUAGAAUGUACACAACACACAGCACUGUAUAAAAUGCCUUCUUUGUAUAGUCCUUCAGAGAUGUGCACUUAGCAAUACAAAUGGCACAUCUGAGCAGUGUGUUUUUUUUCUAGUGUAAUGCAAUUCGAGGAUAAUCAAAGACGACUAGUUGUGUCUUCAUCAUUUACUAAUCUGAUAAACUGUUAGAGCCGUCGGCAAUGUAAUCAUGAAUUCUAAAGCAUGAGCAAACACUGACAUUAACGUACUGCCAUUAUAAAAGACAACAUCACAGA
Messenger RNA from Cynoglossus semilaevis (tongue sole), 4161 nucleotides. It is a transcript of the gene dennd11, whose product is annotated as DENN domain containing 11. Lineage: Eukaryota; Metazoa; Chordata; Actinopteri; Pleuronectiformes; Cynoglossidae. The transcript has 9 exons. Bases 17 to 1468 code for a protein of 483 amino acids. The record is from RefSeq and is a predicted model, not a curated record. Gene Ontology annotation, cellular component: cytoplasm.